CGCAGAAAGAAGAAGCUGAGUAAGUAAACUCGUUAGCAUCAUCACCAUUGAAUUACACUGCAGUUUCCACCAUUACACAGUGAAUGCACUCUAAUCUCAACCUUCUCCGAUCUGGAUAGUAACCCGGGUCGAACCGUGGCUUCCUCAGGCUCCAACUCGCAGAGCCUCUCUCGAAGAAAACCACCUUCUUCUUCUUCUUCUUCUCCUCCGCAACAACCACAAUCCGGGUCGACCCGGAUCAUUUACCGGGAAUCGAGAACCCGCUCGGAAUCGGAGUUUCCGAUCUGGCAGCAAAACUGGUUCAUCGCAUUGCUCUUCCUCAUGGCUCUCGGAUUCUUCGCUUUCGCUCUCUUCCUCUUCCUCUCCCUCGAUUCUGAAUUCUCCUUCUCUCCUUCUUCCUCCGCUUCCGCCUCCGCAUCUACCUCCGCCGCUUCCUCCGAAGGCGUCGAGGUGCAGGUUACUUAUGGAUCCGUUUUGAAGCUUAUGCACGAGAAGACGAAAUUCCGGUUGCAUUCUCAUGAUGUGCCGUAUGGUUCUGGAAGUGGACAGCAAUCUGUUACUGGUUUUCCUGAUGUUGAUGAUGCCAACAGUUACUGGAUUGUGAGGCCUGAGCCAGGAACUGGUGCUAAACAAGGUGAUGCCAUAAAAAGUGGCACCAUCAUUAGAUUGCAGCAUAUGAGGACCAGGAAGUGGCUGCACAGCCAUUUGCAUGCAUCCCCAAUAUCAGGCAAUCUCGAGGUGAGUUGCUUUGGAGGAGAGUCUGAAUCUGACACUGGAGACUAUUGGAAGGUUUUCAUAGAAGGAAGUGGAAAGACUUGGAAGCAGGAUCAGAAGAUUCGGCUUCAGCAUAUUGACACCGGAGGCUAUCUACAUAGUCAUGAUAAGAAAUACAGUCGGAUUGCUGGGGGACAGCAGGAGGUAUGUGCAGUUCGUGAAAAGCGUGCGGACAAUGUCUGGUUGGCAGCUGAAGGUGUCUAUCUUCCGGUUACUGAAAGCAAAUAGAUCAUUAGUAUCAAUCUAUACUUUUCCAAAUGGUUAUCAUGGAUUUUGGACUGGGUGGCUGGGAGAUCAGUACUGAUCUUAGAUGCAGAUUGUCUAUUAAAUGAAAAAAAUGCACGAGCUCUUUUAGGAUGAUAUAAUGAUAGUGAUAUUUUUGUCAUAGGUUCACAUUAUGCAGUAACUGUAAGCCCCUUUCCCCGGCAGAAAAUACUUAUAUCCCUGUAUCUGUUAUUUUAUUAUAAAAUGUGCUACUGCUAAUUGAUAUUUCCUCUAA
This is a messenger RNA of Lotus japonicus, 1273 nucleotides long. Its product is annotated as stromal cell-derived factor 2-like protein. Bases 322 to 1002 code for a protein of 226 amino acids. The transcript has 6 exons. The record is from RefSeq and is a predicted model, not a curated record. NCBI's taxonomy places the organism in Eukaryota, Viridiplantae, Streptophyta, Magnoliopsida, Fabales, Fabaceae.